AAACACACUGUCGCAGCUUCGGCAACCCGGACAGCACUGUUCCAAGUGGAUAUACAAGUUUUCAUGAUGCUUAAAUCUAUCUUCCAUGUUCUGCGUCGGCAGGAGAGUCUCAAACCCGAUUCUCCCAUUCCCGCCAGAUGUUUCCAGUUCUGCAAUAAUGCGUUUCGGGAAGCACAGAUGCAGAGCAAAAACCCCCAACUCUGCGCUGAUGAUAGCGCCUUCGCCAGUUCUCUCGACAGCUGUCUGGGCUGCCUCGAUAGUCAGGCUAACGGGACCGCGAACUUCCCUCGAGAAUCGCUCACUCAAGAAUUUGUCGAAUAUAUGGAUUACUGCGGCUAUCCGGUGUUAUCAACACUGGUGUAUACAAGCGCCAAUGGCAAAGUUAUGACCGAGGUAGUCAUAGGUAAUCGGCCCCGCAACUCAACUACACAUGCUUCUACCACCACGAGCAGCAGUACCCGUACCACCCACAGUGGCACUACUAGCAUGACUUCAUCAACUAGCUCAACGUCGUCUAGUUUGCCGACGGGUACACCGGGUUCGCGAGAUACAGCGGUUUCUGAUGUCAGGACCGACACUCAAGCCAAGACGAUCGGGAUCGCUGUCGGCGUCACCGCGGCGGCAACGCUCCUUAUUGUGGUAGCUGCGGCAACCGUAUUCAUCAAGACUCGGUCCCGGAAGAGGAAGGAGACCGGCAAGGACACCGAGGCCGACAACAACAGCUUGGACAAGCCCAUGCUGCAUUCGGAUCAUAUUCCACGACCGAACCCGCAUGAAGUGGAGGGCUCGCCCGCGGCAGGCGAGCUCGGGGACUUCGUACCAUAUUGGCCGGCCGAACUGCCUGCAAGGGAAGUGGCUGCGCACGAAAUGCCCGACGAAACCCCGCGGCAGAAGUGAUGCGACGCUUAGUACGUAUGCCAGCUAUACAGUGGGCGGCAUGGACUUGUCAAAUUCUCUGGCUCGGCCGCCAUGUGUUGGACGCUACCCUACAGAGCCAAAAGAAUGGACACGGAAACACGGCCACAGCGACCUUGGUACUGGACAUAAAGCCUACGGCCUGAGCGAGGCCUUGACCUUGAUCCCCCCACUCGCCAUCAAGAGGUGCGGCCGAAGCGCCCACCCGCCGUCCGGCCCGCCCUGCGGCUCAAGGUCGUAGCGCGAGAACAGCAUGGCCGUGAGCUUGUACAGGGCCACGGUGGCCAGCUGCCGCCCGAGGCAGGCCCUGCUGCCGCCGCCCCACGCGAACGAGGCGACCUCCUCCAUCCUGCGCCGCCGGCGCUCGCUCCCCGCCCCGUCGGCGUCGUCGUCGUCG
Gaeumannomyces tritici R3-111a-1 is the source of this 1312-nucleotide messenger RNA. RefSeq lists its product as hypothetical. The record is from RefSeq and is a predicted model, not a curated record. NCBI's taxonomy places the organism in Eukaryota, Fungi, Ascomycota, Sordariomycetes, Magnaporthales, Magnaporthaceae. The transcript is spliced from 3 exons. Bases 64 to 897 code for a protein of 277 amino acids.